Messenger RNA from Frankliniella occidentalis (western flower thrips), 6457 nucleotides. Its product is annotated as latrophilin Cirl. The record is from RefSeq and is a predicted model, not a curated record. The coding region runs from base 454 to 4647 and encodes 1397 amino acids. Gene Ontology annotation, biological process: cell surface receptor signaling pathway; adenylate cyclase-activating G protein-coupled receptor signaling pathway. Gene Ontology annotation, molecular function: carbohydrate binding; G protein-coupled receptor activity. The transcript is spliced from 21 exons. NCBI's taxonomy places the organism in Eukaryota, Metazoa, Arthropoda, Insecta, Thysanoptera, Thripidae. Gene Ontology annotation, cellular component: membrane.
CGCCAGUGCCGAGUUGACUGCCGCCGAGCACGGUUCGUGUCGCUCGCGCGUCCGUUCGCCGCCGCCCUGCCCCGCGUCUGCGCGUCGCUUCUCCGUACGGAACGGAGUGCAGCAACAACUCAGCAGUGUGUGUGUGUGUGUGUGUCUCUUGUGCGGCCCGAUCUCGGAUUAUUUCUACGGUCCGCCCCUCCCAGCAUGGAUUACUCUUGGAAGUGCGCGAUCUAACAUGGAUACAUCGCGAGUGUGAAGUGUGCAACAGUGUGUGAUCACUGCAGAAGGAGAUAGAGAAAUACAAAUAGUCUUGUGUGUGCUGUGACCCGCCGGCGCGCGCGUGUGUGUGUCUGGCGUGGGAUCGUGAUUUUGUGUGAAGUUUGUGCGAGGGCGCUGAGACUCGCAGCAGUGGAUACAGUGUACUCGGGCCAUGAAGCUUGCCGGAGUCUGACUCAGUCGCGGAUGAAAGCUAGCGGCAUGGCGUGGCCACGGGUGCCCGUCCGGGGGGUGCCUCCCGAGCGGGGGCGGUCCCGGGGCCCGCGGACCCAUCCGCUCGCGAGCCCGCUCGCACUGCUCUUACUGCUGCUGGGUUUGAGCUCGCCCGGAGCAGCCCUGGCUCGGAAUCUCGGUGAGUACGAGCUGGUGGACUCAGCAGGAAUACCUCAGCGUCAAGCUCGCGCAGCCCGGCCGCCCCUGCCCGGUGAGUUGGGCAUCGCGGGACUUGCGGCGGCCGGGGCAGUGGCGGGAGCGCCAGGAGACAGCAAACAACCGCGCUACGACACGGCGUACGCGUGCGAGGGCAAGACGCUGACCAUCGCCUGCCGGCCGGGCGAGCAGAUCCACCUCAUCAGGGCCAACUACGGACGCUUCUCCAUCACCAUCUGCAACGACCACGGCAACACCGAGUGGUCCGUCAACUGCAUGUCGCCGAAGAGCCUCCGGGUGCUGCACAACAAAUGUAGCGAGCAGCAGAGCUGCAGCGUGGCCGCCCACACCAGCAUGUUCGGCGACCCGUGCCCCGGCACCCUCAAGUACCUCGAGGCCCACUACCAGUGCUCGCCAGUGUCCAGCCAGGCGUCCACGCCCAGGGCGAGCCCCCCCUGGCUCCAGACUCCGCAGCCCACCGUGUGGAGCACGGCCAAGCUGCCCCCCGGGCUGCUCAAGCCCGCCGCGCCCCCGCAGCCGCCCCCGCAGCCGGCAGCCGGCUCCUCCUCCACUACCCUCGCGCCCGCCACAGACCUGGAGGCGGCCGCGGGGCCGGGGGCGGCGGCGGCAGCGCCGGAGGGGGCGGGGGCGACCGGCACCUCGACGGCCACCUCACAGACCACCGGCCGGCCUGGGGCUGCCCCCGUGCCCGCGCCGCAGCCGCAGCCCCCAUCGCAGCAGGAGCGGGAGCGAGAGAGGGAGCGGGAACGAGAGCGGGAGCUGGAGAGGGAGCGGGAGCAAGAGACUGCGCUGGAACCCGCCCCCGCACCGCCCCCAGCGCCGAGCCCCGCCUCCGCCCCUGGCUCUGGACGGGAGCCUGGUUUUGGUUCCGUCGAGCAACCCCAGCCUCCUGCUGUGGACCAGCAGCCUCCCACAUCAAGCACUCCAGCAUCUUCAACAUCAAUCAUUGAUAACUCUCUGUCGUCAAGUAAUCCAUGGUUCCAAGGGGAGUUGUCUUUGUGCAGUCCAGUUACAGCUCGUGGGCUUUACUGGAACUUUACACGUGCUGGGGAGGUUGCUGUUCAAGCUUGCCCAGGAGGUGCCACAGGUGUUGCAAAGUGGCGCUGCAGUCAAUCAUCUAUGUGGGAACCAGAAACACCCGACCUGAGUGAAUGUCGCUCAGUGUGGUUGACAAGCUUAGAAUCAAGAGUGAAUGAAGGCGACUCGUUAAUUAGCAUUGCUAAUGAUUUAUCUCAGGUUACAAGCAGUAAGACAUUGUAUGGUGGUGACAUGAUGACAACCACCAAAAUUAUGAAGGCUAUGGCUGAAAAGAUGGCAAAAGACAGUCAAACAUUUCCAGAUCUUCAGCAGAGAGAAGCUAUUGUCACAGAGUUGUUGCAUGGAGCUGUCAGAACAGGUUCCAAUCUCUUGGAUUCGGCACACAUUCCCAGCUGGCAUGAUCUUAGCUACAGAGAACAAAUGCUAGCAGCUACAUCUUUAUUGAUUGGUUUGGAAGAGAAUGCCUUUCUUGUAGCUGAUGCUGUGAUGGCUGAGAAAACAGUUAUCCAGUCAUUCAAGAACAUUUUGCUCAGUGUUCGAAUCCUGGAAAAUCGUAGUAUUGGCUUAACUGAACAGUUCCCCACUAAUGCUGCUCUUCAAAACUGGGAUGGCCGUCUUGUGUCGGAUGGAGAUUGGCUUGAACUUCCAAGGGGUGCGCUUUUGGACAACUCUGACAAGGGACUGGUUCGCCUUGUGUUUGUUGCCUUUGACCGCCUUGAGGAAAUCUUACAGCCUAAAGGAGAUCCUGUGGAAAACAGUGUAGGUGUUGUCAGUAAUGUGACGAGAGUCCUCAACAGCAAAAUCAUCUCAGCGUCUCUCGGGAAAGGGCGUCACAUUCAGCUCUCCGAACCAGUUCGACUUACUCUUAAGCACAUACGUACUGAGAAUGUCAGCAAUCCUUCAUGUGUCUUUUGGGAUUACACAAUGAGCUCGUGGUCUGAAGAGGGAUGUAGAGUACGAAGCAAUAAUCAAACACACACUGUUUGUGAGUGUGAACAUCUGACGAACUUUGCUGUUCUGAUGGAUGUGCACUCAACAUUGCUUCCGCAAGUUCACCAGGCUGCACUGCAAGUCAUCACAUAUGUGGGCUGUGUCAUAUCAGUUGUAUGCCUGGUACUUGCCAUCCUCACCUUCCAGCUGUUCCGAGGACUCAAGUCGGAUCGCACAACCAUCCACAAGAACCUCUGCAUUUGCCUGCUUCUUGGAGAACUACUGUUCUUGGCCGGCAUUGGGCGAACUGAUACACCUAUCCUCUGCGGAGUUGUAGCUGGGCUGCUGCACUUCUUCUUCCUUUGUGCAUUCGCCUGGAUGUUUCUGGAAGGCUUCCAACUAUAUGUGAUGUUGAUUGAAGUAUUUGAAGCUGAAAAAUCUCGAGUUAGGUGGUACUAUCUCUUUGCGUAUGGAGCUCCCUUGGUGGUUGUUGCUGUAUCUUGUGUUGUGGAUCCAUUUUCCUAUGGCACAGAGCAGUACUGCUGGCUUCGAGCAGAUAACUUUUUCAUCUUUAGCUUUGUUGGACCAGUCAUAGCUGUUAUACUUGCCAAUUUAGUGUUUUUGGCAAUGGCGAUAUUUAUGAUGUGUCGCCAUGCAAGCUCGGCUGUGGCAAUGAAGAGCAAGGAACAUUCCCGUCUUGCGAGUGCAAAUGGGAAAGAAGAGAAUGCCCUUCAAACCAAAUUACAAUCACACCUGGCUUGGUUGAGAGGAGCCAUCGUUUUGGUAUUCCUUUUGGGUCUUACAUGGACCUUUGGUCUUCUCUACCUCAAUGAGCAGACAGUCGUAAUGGCCUACAUCUUCACUAUCUUGAAUAGUCUUCAAGGACUCUUUAUCUUUGUAUUUCAUUGUGUUCAAAAUGAAAAGGUUCGCAAAGAGUAUAGAAAAUUUGUAAGAAGACACUCUUGGUUACCAAAAUGCCUUCGAUGUUCAAAAUCAUCUCCCAACGGCAGUAAAGAGAGGAGAUCCAGUCUAUACACAGCGUCAAAUGGGAAUCCCUCUGCACCCAAUACCCACAGCUCUGCCGUGGGUGGAGGAUCUGAUAACGCUGCGAAUUCCUUCCUACAGCAGGGCUGGAACUCACGCAGCCUGCGUUCUUCAGGCAAGGGCCUGGGCAGCACUUCGUCCAACACAGUGGUGGUGGGCCAGGUGACCCACAUGCCCGUCAUGGCCCAAAGCCCCGUCCACGGGACCACCAUCGAGAAUGGGGGCCCCGUCCUGGUCAAUGACAUGGACCCCAAUGGCUCUGUGCGCACAGCUACCUCCCCCCUAGAAAAUCGUGUCUCUACAUUACCUUAUUCCAGAUCCAAUUCUCGUGGCCAACUUCCUAAAUCAGCGUCAUCAUGGGGCUCUCUACACAAAAACAUGUCACCGAAAAACUACAGCCGCGAGCAGAUUAGAAACCAGCACCUGGACCAUGUUCUCAACAACUCGCACUACCCCACCAACCACUACAACCACCACAACGGGGCUCAGGCCCACCACCUGGCGCACGACAUGGAUGACGGCGGCCGGGCGCUGCGCAGUGGCACGGGCGGCCGCCGGGCCCACAGCCCCUGGAACCACACCUACACGGAGAUCAGGGAGCGCGAGCGGGAGCGCGAGAGAGAGCGCGAGCGGGAGCGGGAGCGCGGGCUGCGGAGCAUGGACGACCCCGUGUACGAGGAGAUAGAGCGCGGCGGGGAGGUCCACGCCUCGGACUUCUCGGACGACGACGGCCGGCGCCAGUCUGAUAUGAGCCGCCAGUCGUCGAGGAGCUACGGCGACCACCGGCCGCUCAUUCCCUACAGCCCGGGCACCACGGCGCCCCUGCGCUAUGUGCCCAACAUGUCCAACCAGUGCGACAUCGCGCGGACCGUCGCUGUCCUGGACGGCGACACAGUGGUCUGCCACCUCGAGCCCGACCACCACCUGUACCCGCAGCGGACAAUGGUGCCCUAUAGCGAGUGCUACUCUCUACAGUGACUGUGCUAAGAGUAUUUGGUGCCCAGCCCCAGGCGUCUGUGGCUAUAAUUGCUAUUUUUUUAAUUUUCAUACUUUCCUAGAGUAAGAUGACCCGAGCUGUGUUCCCACAAGAGCCAUUUAACUUGACUUUUAAAAAAAUGGACCCUCGUAAAUGAAGAUUGCUUGUGAUAUUACAUUUAGAUUUGUAAAAAGGACUUCCUGAGUAAUGGUAAAGAAUUUAUUGUGUAUGUCUAUAAUGUUGUUUUGGGUAGAUUUGAUAAUUAGGCCCCUUAAAAAUCGUACCUUUUUGUGACUGCUCAUCAUGAUUUCAAAAAAUUAAUUUCAGAGACAAAAUUAAUGAUUUCAAGUUUUUGAUAUGAUAGACUGAGCAAACAAUAAUCAUGCCUUUAUAAAAGGUUUUGCAAAACUGAAAAAUUAUUUUAAAGUGCAGUUGCAUUGUUUUGCAGUACUUUAGUCUUGACUUUAGUACAAUUUGUUGGGCCUUAGGGUACUUACCAAGAGCUAGGAGCAGUCAUUUGCUUAGCUCUUACUGUUUUAAAUGUGAUAACUGUUGUGCUUGAUUUAAGUGCUUCUUUGUAUACAGUUCUAAUGACUGUUUUGUCUAUAGUUGUAUAGUUGUAUAUUCAUUUGUACCAUAAGACUAUUGCAACUGGUUUUGUCUCUUUGCAAUUCCAUUUGUGUCAUCAUUUGACUAUGUUACCAAAUAUUUCCCUGGGGCUGUAAAUCAAUGGAUGGUUUGAUUGUGCCUAUGCUUUAAUUUUUCACUUGCUAACGAAACACUCCAAGGCAGUGUAUGACUUGCAGGAAGAAUGCACACUGCCAUGAUGACCUGUACUGAAAAAUUGUUCUUUGAAUUACAGCUCCAGAUGUUUUGCUUUUGUAUUGUUACAGACAGCAGAAUAUAUGUAAAUAAGACUUUGUACAGAGAUGAACUGUCACAUAGAAGGAGACGUUAUUUAUUUCCAUAUUUUCCAAUUAUGUAACUGAUAGGAACAAUAUUUGAUUGGGGCUUUAAAUUAUUGGGAGGGGAGGGUGGUCUUUCUUAAAUUUAAUACCGGAAGCUUUCUAUCGUUUUUACAAUUUAUGUUAGUGUGUGUUUUUUGUAUCUGUUUAGUUGCAAGUCACUCUCCCCAAACAUCUGUUAUGAAUUUGUGUUGAAGAUUCAUGAUUUGUGAUUCUCUAUAAUUAUUGUCUUAUUACCCUCUCAUAGAAAGAUUUGAGCAUUAUCUCAAGUUAAAACUCCCUUUUUCUCUGAUAUUUUCUGUUGUCUCCUUUUGUCUAUUGGGUGAUAAGGUCCAGUUCCAAGUAUGAAAAUUUGGAUUUGCCUGUAGUUUUACAAUAGGUUUUGUACAAGCAUUAAUGCAUUUCAUAGCUAUGAACUGUGCCGUGUCGUACUACAUUCCCUGUCAUGCAUUUAAAAAUCAACUUUAUCAUUAAUGGGAUUUAUCUCUCCUUAGACUGUUCAUGUCUUAUCCAUGUCUUAAGAUUUUGUCAAAGUUGCCUUUGUGAUACUUUCCUGCGUUUAAAUUAUGUUUGCCCUGAUGUCUUAAAGGAAUACAUCACCAUAUCUGGAUGUACCGUCACACGCUGGCCAGUGCUAAUAAAUGAUGGUCAAUGUGUGGAAAUGUGCCAUAACUUAAAGCUCUGACUUUGGAGUACCAUGUAUAUAAAUUAUCUGUCAUACUUCAGGGCUCAAUAAUUAGCAGGUAGGCAACUGAUAAAUUUUUCUGAUCAAAGUGCUUGAAGUUUUCACUGUUACAUAAGUCUGAAAGCUAAAAUGAAUUGGAAUUGAAACCAAGGAAAGUAGAUU